UCCCCCUUCUUCGGCGUGUUGCUUGUGAGCAAACAGAGGCCCCAUUCAUGGAGACUAGGCCGCAAACCUUAGCUUAGAGAUGCUGCUGUGAAACCUUAUAUCCAAAGCACUGACUGCCUCUGCUGUUAUUCCAAUCUCUCAUAAAACCUCGGCGUGAUCAAAAAAAAAAAAAAAAGUGCUGGCUCAACCAAUACUUUUAAGGUGUAGAGAAAAAAUACCAGGCUUUCUUCUAACCCAACGUUGGAGGGGAAUGGCAACCGAUGGAAGUGUUUGUUUGGACAGAAAAUACAUUCGUUGAACGGGAACGGAGCUGAACUCUCUCGGGAGGUUUCAUCUUGGAAAAGUUUUGGGUUGAGCUUUUGAGAAGUUUGCACAGUUGCUUUGCAGGUCAGGGAAGCAACACAACAACAAGAGCCGAGCCUGGAAUCAGGACAAGUUCCUCAAAAUGAAGCUGCUCUUCGUGGCGUUUAUGGUGACACUUUCGGGAUACAAUGGACAGGCCCAAAAACCUCAAGGGAAUCUUAGUAAUGGAGGGCCGCAGCAAGCUGGCCAAAAGGCAAACACUUCCAAACAUGUGGAGGCCAGACGUUCUCCUCCAGCUCAGAAGGUCCUGAAGGAAACGUCUAACAGACAGAGGAAAGCUAUUGUACCGGGAAAUGGGAGUUCUUUGGUCCCAGGAAGGGGGCAGUGCCUGGUGAAUGGGAUGAUCAUGUAUGACGGCGCGGCUUGGUCUCCUCGCCAAUGUACCAUAUGCAUUUGUGCACAAGGGAAGCAGGUGUGUGAACCACUUGACUGCGAGGAUGUAACCUGCCCCUCUGGAAAGUUGCAGAUACCCCCAGGGGGAUGCUGCCCCAUCUGCAUUAAGCCAGAAACCACGCAAGCACCACGUGUGACCACCUCGAAGGCUAUCCCAGAAAAAACAACAGAACAACCAAAGAAUACUAAACCUGCAAAGGCCAAAGAUACAGUCAAAAAAGCUAUCAGACCAGUUGUAGGACCCGAUACAACAAGACACAACAGAUCUACCACUGUAAAGCCACAACAAUUCAAGAAAACAGCUGAACGGAAGGAUUUAGAAGAAGCCACUCAGUCCAAACCUGUCACAAAGAAGAAGGAACUGAAUAAUGGGAAACAAGAGACUAGCCUUCAAAAGAUAGGGGAGACCAUACCAAAACCAAAGAAAAAGCCUAAUGGAGAGAAAGCGUUAGAUGCCGAGUCAUUGAAGAACACAGAACAAGAACAACCAAAAGAAGAGAAAAAAAAGUACAAAGCAGUAAGGACUGGAACAUCACAACAAGCAGGUACACAGAAGCCAAAGAUUCUCCAAGAGGAUAAAACUAAGAAGCCUGUAGAUGCCAACUUCUUCCCAUCUCUACCAACUGUUUUAAGUUUAUUUCCACCAACUCCGCCAACUCCGUAUCACAUCCCUUCCUUACCCAGUGGCUGCUUCCUAUCUGAAUCAACUAUCGCUUGUGGUAACACGAGGAUGACAUUUCUCCCACUCAUGACUGACCUGGGACUGAAGACACUCUACUUAGCCGAAAAUGAGAUUUCCAAGCUUCCUGCUAGAGCCUUUGCAGGUCUACCUAACUUAGAGUGGCUGGAUCUGAGCAAGAACAAACUUGAUGACUCUGGCUUGGCUUUUGAUGUUUUCAAAAAUUUAACCAAGUUAAAGCGGCUUAAUUUGGAUGGUAACCGUCUGUCGGCUCUUCCCCUACUCCCUUCAUCUCUCCAGGAACUAAAAGUUAAUGAUAAUAAUCUGCGAGAACUAAGCAUGCACAGCUUCCGGGGCCUCAGCAAUUUGCUCAAUCUUGAGAUGGAAGGUAAUGGUUUUCAUGAUGGCAAUGUCUCCCCUCUUUCUUUAAAGCCACUAAAGAAGCUAAUUUACCUUCGUCUUAGCCGCAAUCAGUUUCGGGCUGUACCUUCGGGACUUCCAUUUACUCUGCAGGAGCUACAUUUGGACAACAAUCGGAUUGAGGCAGUGCAUGAAGGAAUUCUCAAUAAAACUCUAAAUUUAAGUAUUAUUGCUCUAAGUAACAACAGGCUAAUGGAAGAUGGCAUUGCUCCUCGUGCUUGGAUCCACCUUAUGAAUGUAGAGUCCCUUGAUUUGUCUCACAACCGGAUGGUACACGUUCCAUCCUUUUUACCCCGGGGAUUAAAGCAGCUUAUCUUGCAUCACAACCACAUUGAACGCAUUCCAGGCUAUGUAUUUGCUCACAUGAAACCAGGAUUGGAGUUCCUUCAUCUUUCACACAACCAGCUAAGGGAUGAUGGCAUCCAUGCGGUGUCUUAUUUUGGCUUGUACAAGUCUCUCACUGAACUUUUGCUGGAUAAUAAUUACCUGCAAAGUAUACCACGAGGCAUUCUAAACUUGAAAUCUUUGCAGGUCCUUCGUCUUAGCUUCAAUAAAAUCAGGUAUGUGCCACUGAACUCCAUUUGCGAUACCAGGAUAUCUCAAGAUUCCAACCUUGUGUCUGUACAUCUGGAGAACAAUUACAUCAAUCGGCGUCACAUACCACCCACCGCAUUCUCCUGCAUUAAGACUUAUUACAGCAUCAUCCUAAGGCCCCAAAUUGAUGAAGAUGAGGAAUAUUAAAGAGUGGAACAUCUCAAGAAUGCAAAAGAAAUGUCCUCACUUUUUAGAAGUUUUACAAAUUAUUACUAUAAAGCUAGGAAAAAACAAUAUAAAGCUACUGUAUAUUGAACAUGAGUGCAGGCAUCCACAGAGAUAAAUGUCCUUCAAUCUGAAGACUUGUAUGUAUAUGAUGAGUGCUGGUACUCAUCUUCAGAACCUACCUACAAAUACAUAUAGGGAUAAAUAAAAGUGUUUCAAGAAAGUUAA
Messenger RNA from Rana temporaria (common frog), 2842 nucleotides. Its product is annotated as extracellular matrix protein 2-like. Gene Ontology annotation, cellular component: extracellular matrix. Gene Ontology annotation, biological process: extracellular matrix organization; positive regulation of cell-substrate adhesion. Bases 446 to 2596 code for a protein of 716 amino acids. The record is from RefSeq and is a predicted model, not a curated record. Lineage: Eukaryota; Metazoa; Chordata; Amphibia; Anura; Ranidae. Gene Ontology annotation, molecular function: collagen V binding; heparin binding; protein binding. The transcript has 10 exons.